This is a messenger RNA of Antechinus flavipes (yellow-footed antechinus), 447 nucleotides long. RefSeq names its product NEDD4-binding protein 2-like 2. NCBI's taxonomy places the organism in Eukaryota, Metazoa, Chordata, Mammalia, Dasyuromorphia, Dasyuridae. The transcript has 3 exons. The record is from RefSeq and is a predicted model, not a curated record. The coding region runs from base 1 to 447 and encodes 148 amino acids.
AUGGAAAGAAAUCACAUGGUAGCUAUCACAGUUAGUAGAGAGGAAGUGGAAUAUAGCACAAGCAAAACAUUCAUAGGAUUUUACAAAGACUUGAGGAAAAUAAAUAAGAUAAAAGAAAAUAUAGAAAAAGUAACUGGUGGACUGGAAAAUAAACAGAACCCUCCUUUUAAUAAUUCAGAUAUAGACAAUGAAUUAUCUCAGUUUUACAAAGAAAUUCAGGCACUUGAGAGUGAAAAAAAAAAGAUAUGGAAGCUAAGGAGGCUACUUAUUCUUUUAAGAUGUCUGCCUGUCUCAGGGAAAACAAUACUGUUCCAUAGGAAUAAACAUGGGGUAUCUCAUGAAAAGAUUGUGCAGAUGUUAAAUCAUCAUGAAUAUAAAACGUCCAUCUCUAUUGUAAUGAAUUCAGCAGAACCUCCACAUAGAAGGUCUGAGAGGAUCCAAAGAUAG